Messenger RNA from Colossoma macropomum (tambaqui), 3647 nucleotides. RefSeq names its product Rho guanine nucleotide exchange factor (GEF) 3 (gene arhgef3). Gene Ontology annotation, biological process: positive regulation of Rho protein signal transduction; intracellular signal transduction. The record is from RefSeq and is a predicted model, not a curated record. Gene Ontology annotation, molecular function: guanyl-nucleotide exchange factor activity. Bases 219 to 1781 code for a protein of 520 amino acids. NCBI's taxonomy places the organism in Eukaryota, Metazoa, Chordata, Actinopteri, Characiformes, Serrasalmidae. The transcript is spliced from 10 exons.
CACACGCGCGCGAGAGGGAGAGGUGGUUCUCUGUAGUCAGUGUUGAGCUGGCGAGCACCUACUCACACGCGCUCACGCACACUGGGGAUGCUCCGUGGCGCGCUCUCCACGCAGGGCGCUGGAUCUCCGUAGAGCUGGCGGGCACCGUGGCCGGGCGGUUCGCUUGCGGCUUCCCUCCCGCCGCUCCUCCCUCAGCCGUAGCCGGCGAGAGCGACAGUAUGGUGGCCAAGGAUUACCCUCUGUACGUGGUGGUGAAGAGAGCCAGCUGCUCUCUGGAGGUGCAGGCUGUGAGCACCGCGGCCAAAGAAGCUGAGGAGCCUAGCAACAAGCGGGUGAAACCUCUGUCUCGGGUCACGUCUCUGGCUAACCUCAUCCCUCCGGUCAAGGCCGCACCACUGAAGCGUAUUGGACAGACACUGCAGCGCUCUAUCAGUUUCCGCAGCGAAAGCAGGGCUGAGAUUGUUCCUCCUCGGCCAUGGGGUAGGCAGGCGCCGCCCUCCAUCACCAAGCGCCGAGACAGCAAGCUCUGGAGUGAAACAUUCGAUGUUGGCCUGGGCCAGAUGCUGUCCUCCAAAGAGAUUAAAAGGCAGGAGGCCAUCUUUGAGCUGUCUCAGGGCGAGCAGGACCUGAUUGAGGACCUCAAGCUGGCUAAGAAGGCCUACCAUGACCCCAUGCUGAAGCUGUCCAUAAUGACGGAGCAUGAGCUCAAUCAGAUAUUCGGCACCCUGGACUCUCUCAUCCCGCUGCAUGAAGACCUGCUCAGUCGACUCCGAGAGGCCAGGAAACCAGAUGGGUCUACAGAUCAUGUGGGCCACAUUUUAGUGGACUGGCUGCCCUGUUUGGACUCUUACAAUAGCUACUGCAGUAACCAGGUGGCAGCCAAAGCCUUGCUGGACCAUAAGAAGCAGGAUCAUAGAGUGCACGACUUCUUGCAGCGCUGCCUGGAGUCGCCCUUCAGCCGCAAGUUAGACCUGUGGAACUUUCUCGACAUCCCGCGCAGCCGGCUGGUCAAGUACCCACUUCUGCUACGGGAGAUCCUCAAACACACGCCCAACGACCACCCGGACCGCCAACAUCUGGACGAGGCAAUCAACAUGAUCCAGAGCAUUGUGGCUGAGAUUAACACUCAGACAGGCGAGUCAGAAUGCCGCUACUAUAAAGAGCGCCUGCUCUACCUGGAAGAGAGCCAGAGGGACAUGCUGAUCGACAGCUCGCGCAUUCUCAGCUGCCACGGAGAGCUGAAGAACAACAGAGGAGCUAAGCUACACGUGUUCCUGUUCCAGGACGUGUUAGUGAUUACACGGGCCAUCACCCAAAAUGAGCAGCUGUGGUACCAGCUCUACAGGCAGCCCAUACCUCUGCGGGACCUGGAGUGGGAAGACUUGCAGGAUGGAGAGAUUCGCCUGGGGGGCUCCAUCAGAGGAGCCUUCAGCAACACAGAGAGGACCAAAAACUUUUUCCGGGUGACGUUCCGCAGUGGCGGGCAGCUGCACUCCCACUCCUUCCAAGCCAGCGACGCCUUCAACAAGCAGCAGUGGCUCAACUGCAUCCGGCAAGCUAAAGUAGCGGUGGGCUCGGAACCCCCUCGGAUUCCGCGGUCUCCCUCAGGGCUUACAACGCCCUCUCAGGACAAAACAGAGGAGCGCAUGGACCAAAGCGACAGCGACUCCUCAGACUGUAGCAUGGACACUAGUGAUGCGGGUGCCGAGGCCACAGAGCCACCCACUGACUGCCCGCUGAUGGAGCACACAGACUGGAUCACCACCCCUGUGGAAGUGUGAAAAUCGUACUGUAACAUGGACCUGUGCUAUCAUCUCCGCUCACCAAACAAACCUGUACAGUAUUGUCAUGGAGAAGCCGUGAACUUCAGUGGAAGCCAGAGCAAAUAGAAGCCACACCUCUUUCUGUUCCUUGUCUCACUUACUCACUUCUUUCCUGUUGCACCUCAUUUUGCAUUUUCACUUUUCUUUCUCCUUUUCCAUCUCCUGUGCCUUUCUAUGAAACUGUGGUGUGUUCUGUGGCAGUUUAGACUGUAAAACUGUGUCGGGUUGAAAGUCUCAACAGACGAAAUGGUGAAGAGGACUAAGUGUCUAAGUGUCAUACUUCAUAGUGUGAACUAAAGGUAGCCCUCUGUCUGACCUGAUUUUUCCCCCUCUUCAUCACACACUCCUCACACCAAGCAGUUUGUCUGCCAACACUCCCUGUUCCACUGCACUACUACUUGUGGCCUCUGAGAGGAAAGAUUCAGAUUCUAUUUAAAGAUGUAUUAUAUUUAUGUUCACGUAAAUAUGUUGAGUGUGUUAUGUCUGCAGUAAUCACCCAGACAAAAUGACCAGCGGAAUGUUUUCACUGACAAUCAAGAAAGUGGUUUGGGAGUCGGGCAACUCACAGUGUUUCAGUGGCAGCGGGUUGUACAGAAGUUUCUACUGUGAUUCGAAGUUCUACUCUGUGGCUAGACUGACAGACGCAAGGUGGACGAGGCCUGUGGCCUGGAGAGACUCAAGCUAAACCCAUGCAGCCUUCUGAUAAAUGUGUUUCUAUAAGCCACAGCUAUGUUGUAUAUGUAUAUCUAUCACCUGGCAGAGACCACCAAUGAAGUAUGUGCACCCUCUGUUGCUGGCUUGAAAGGACUCAAGCCAGCUGUGGCCAGUGCUGUUCCUCAGAAGGGCAGAACAGGUUUGAACACGUAAUCAUUAAUCUGCGAUAAUGUAUCAAUGCAAAUGGAGUCACAUCCAACAGGCCAAUUCUGUGAAGCACUUUGAUUAAAGAAAGUAUCCUGAGAUGGAAGAUAAUCCAUUAGACUUUCAUUCUGUCUGUUGGAAGUUUUGGAAAUGAAAUUGAACUAGAAAAAAGAGCAAAUAAUGGGCACUAGGUGUUGCUUGUCACGUUGAACAUCAAGACAUAAGAUGAUUUUGUGAACAUGCGUCGUUAGCCCAUAUAAUGUGGUAGAAAUGGCAGCAAUUUUGCGAAAACGAUGUAGCGGAGGCUCUCUCACGUGGUGUAAAAAGUCCUAUUAGCCUGUGCCAUGUUGCUCAGCAUACAGAGUCAUCUUUUACUGGGUGUUGUGAACGCGUGUUUGUGUGCGUGUGCUGAAACCAGUGUAUCGCAUCAUGUUUUAUCACUGCAACUGAAAAAAAAUCCAUUGCCAAAAAGUGUUUGUUUUAAUCUUGUGCGAGUUUACCUUUCGGGCCUUUGCGUCAUUUUGUUUCGUACUGUCACAAGGAAUCGACAUUGCCAGGUAAUCACUAUAAAAAAUUAUCCAAAAAACAGUAUAUGGUUUUAUUGUUUUUCGUUUUCUUUAUUUUUUCAAAGAAAUGUAUUGAAAUUUAUGCAGUAGGAUGAUGUUUAUUUAUAGCUUAUUUUUCACCUGACCUAACUAUUGUGUUCUCUUUUUCGGGUUGCUCAUGGAAAAAGGAGGUGGUAUAACUGGAGGUAAAGGAGUGAAAUGGGUUUAGAGUGUUGGAUCUGAGGUGAUGGAGAGAAUUGAAGAGUUUUCUGUCACAGAGAGCGUUCUUAUAGCCAUAAGGAGGGGUAUACAAAAGCCACCAGAUUGUGUUGGACUGUGUUAGCACGGCACGUCUAUACUGAUUGAAAGCUGGAAAGUGUGUAAUGUUGAGAGUACAAAAUAAAUGAUUUUAAAAACCUAA